AGUUCGAAUUCCGUGCUGCCGGGGUUCGCUGGUUUCCGAGUUGUGUCCGAGGCUCCCACGCGCAGGGGCCCGAGAAAGGGUCAGAGGCUUCCUAACGCAGACUCGAGUGCGAAGCGCGCAGUCGCCGGGUGGGUCUCUCCCCAGCGACGAUUUGGGUGGUGAGCGACUGCGCCUUGGCGUGGGGAAACCGGCUUACCUGGGGGAGUUUUGUUCCUUUCCCUCCCGGCACCUUGGAUGCGCUGGGACUGGUCCUCGUGGUUGCUGAGCAUGCUGCUCUGAACGGUUGUAUUUUAUUUGAUGAAAAAUAGGAGGCCGGGCGCAGUGGCUUACGCCUGUUAUCUCAGCACUUUGGGAUGCCGAGGCGGAAGGAUUGCUUGAGCCCAGGAGUUCGAGGCCAGCCUUGGCAAUAUGGCGAGCCACUGUCUCUAUAAAAUUAAAAAAAAAAAAAAAAAAAAAGAGGAAACUGUCACUUCCGUCCCCCACCCCCGCCCCCGCUUCUUUCAGACGGAUGUAAGAUUAGCUGUGUCAAGCGAUCUUGAGACAGGAGACUACUACAUAAAGUUAUGACUUCUUUCCAAAAUGAGGAAUCUUUUUCGACUACAGCCCAUUGUAUCACAUACAUAGGGUAUAAAAGAACACUUGUCCUUCGUUUGAUGGGUGUGCGUGUGCAAACCUACAAACACAUUGUUAAUUAGGGCCGAAAGAUGAUGUUGUUAAGGUCGGUGAGUAGGAUGAUGUGCUUUUCUAGGUAUGCAUAGUCAGUGAAGAUAGCCUUUUUUGGGUAACUACUGUAAAUUGAAGUUAAGGACAUUCAUUUGACAGUAAAUGGCCCACUAGGAAAAUGAAAACAUUUUAGUAUCAAAUAUAUUCAUUGCUACUGCAGAAGAGUUAGGGAGUUCUUUCUUUCUUUCUUUUCUUUUUUUUUUUUUUUUUGAGACCGAGUCUCACUCUGUCGCCCAGGCUGGAGUGCAGUGGCGCGAUCUCGGCUCACUGCAACCUCCGCCUCUCAGGUUCAAGCAAUUCUCUGCCUCAGCCUCCCGAGUAGUUGAGAUUACAGGCGCUCGCCACCACCCUCGGCUAAUUUUUUUGUAUUUUUAGUAGAUACGGGGUUUCACCAUCUUGGCCAGGUUGGUCUUUAACUUUUGACCUCGUGAUCCACCCGCCUUGACCUCCCAAAGUGCUGGGAUUACCGGCGUGAGCCACCGCGCCCGGACUGGGAGUUAUUUCUUGCAUGGCAAUACACAGAUGUUGAACUAAAACCUGAUUUAAGAUGAAAUAUAUAGUACCAAAUGGUAUUAUAGAAUUUGCCCAAUUUUCUCUACCCUUUUCUCCUUCACCAUCAUACAGAGAGCUAGAGAUGUUGAAUAGAUAAAGCAGGAUGGGGACCUGAUUUAUUGACUUGUCUGCGAGAGUCUUGUCACUUAAGCAGAAGCAAAUUUGUGGAAACAAAAAAGGGAAAGAGGAUAGAACCAGUUUGUCUAUUAAGAUUACAUAGUAUCUCAUUUAAUUUCCUGCCACUUUCUUUCCAUAAGGUGGGAGUUUUCUUUUUAAUCUUCCUCCCUACAUCUGAGAAUUUUUGAGUGGGGAAUAAAUGUAACAUACCAUUCUAACUGGAUGAGGGAAGGAAGGACAGUUUAGUAUUCGUUAAUUCAUUCAAAAUAUUGAGCUUCUCUAAGUACAUUGCAGUCCUGAACGUAAUGCACAGGACUUUUAACCUUUUGGAACUUGGGAUGGGAUCAGAAUGCUAAGAAGGGCGUUGAAGGAGAUGCUACAAUGAAAAAGAAAUGGAAUCUAGUUCAUCAGACUACUAUAAUAAAGACAAUGAAGAGGAAAGUUUGCUUGCAAAUGUUGCUUCCUUAAGACAUGAACUGAAGAUAACAGAAUGGAGUUUGCAGAGUUUAGGGGAAGAGUUAUCCAGUGUUAGUCCAAGUGAAAAUUCUCAUUAUGCCCCUAAUCCUUCAAGGUCUGAAAAGCUAAUUUUGGAUGUUCAGCCUAGCCACCCUGGACUUUUGAAUUAUUCACCUUAUGAAAACGUCUGUAAAAUAUCUGGUAGCAGCACUGAUUUUCAAAAAAAGCCAAGAGAUAAGAUGUUUUCAUCUUGUACCCCUGUGGAUGAGGAGAUUAAAAGCCUUCGAGAGAAACUAAAUAAACUUAGGCAACAGAAUGCUUGUUUGGUCACACAGAAUCAUUCCUUAAUGACUAAAUUUGAAUCUAUUCACUUUGAAUUAACACAGUCAAGAGCAAAAGUUUCUAUGCUUGAGUCUGCUCAACAGCAGGCAGCCAGUGUCCCAAUCUUAGAAGAACAGAUUAUAAAUUUGGAAGCAGAGGUUUCAGCUCAAGAUAAAGUUUUGAGAGAGGCAGAAAAUAAGCUGGAACAGAGCCAGAAAAUGGUAAUUGAAAAGGAACAGAGUUUGCAGGAGUCCAAAGAGGAAUGUAUAAAAUUAAAGGUGGACUUACUUGAACAAACCAAACAAGGAAAAAGAGCUGAACGACAAAGGAAUGAAGCACUAUAUAAUGCCGAAGAGCUGAGUAAAGCUUUCCAACAAUAUAAAAAAAAAGUGGCUGAAAAACUGGAAAAGGUUCAAGCUGAAGAAGAAAUAUUAGAGAGAAAUCUAACUAACUGUGAAAAAGAAAAUAAAAGGCUACAAGAAAGGUGUGGUCUAUAUAAAAGUGAACUUGAAAUUCUGAAAGAGAAAUUAAGGCAGUUAAAAGAAGAAAAUAACAACGGAAAAGAAAAAUUAAGGAUCAUGGCAGUGAAAAAUUCAGAAGUCAUGGCACAACUAACUGAAUCUAGACAAAGUAUUUUGAAGCUAGAGAGUGAGUUAGAGAACAAAGACGAAAUACUUAGAGACAAAUUUUCUUUAAUGAAUGAAAACCGAGAAUUAAAGGUCCGUGUUGCAGCACAGAAUGAGCGACUAGAUUUAUGUCAACAAGAAAUUGAAAGUUCAAGGGUAGAACUAAGAAGUUUGGAAAAGAUUAUAUCCCAGUUGCCAUUAAAAAGAGAAUUAUUUGGCUUUAAAUCAUAUCUUUCUAAAUACCAGAUGAGUAGCUUCUCAAACAAGGAAGACCGUUGCAUUGGCUGCUGUGAGGCAAAUAAAUUGGUGAUUUCGGAAUUGAGAAUUAAGCUUGCAAUAAAAGAGGCAGAAAUUCAAAAGCUUCAUGCAAACCUGACUGCAAAUCAGUUAUCUCAGAGUCUUAUUACUUGUAAUGACAGCCAAGAAAGUAGCAAAUUAAGUAGUUUAGAAACAGAACCUGUAAAGCUAGGUGGUCAUCAAGUAGCAGAAAGCGUAAAAGAUCAAAAUCAACAUACUAUAAACAAGCAAUAUGAAAAAGAGAGGCAAAGACUUGUUACUGGAAUAGAAGAACUACGUACUAAGCUGAUACAAAUAGAAGCUGAAAAUUCUGAUUUGAGGGUUAACAUGGCUCACAGAACUAGUCAGUUUCAGCUGAUUCAAGAGGAGCUGCUAGAGAAAGCUUCAAACUCCAGCAAACUGGAAAGUGAAAUGACAAAGAAAUGUUCUCAACUUUUAACUCUUGAGAAACAGCUGGAAGAAAAGAUAGUUGCUUAUUCCUCUAUUGCUGCAAAAAAUGCAGAACUAGAACAGGAGCUUAUGGAAAAGAAUGAAAAGAUAAGGAGUCUAGAAACCAAUAUUAAUACAGAGCAUGAGAAAAUUUGUUUAGCCUUUGAAAAAGCAAAGAAAAUUCACUUGGAACAGCAUAAAGAAAUGGAAAAGCAGAUUGAAAGACUUGAAGCUCAACUAGAGAAAAAGGACCAACAAUUUAAAGAACAAGAAAAGACUAUGUCCAUGUUGCAACAAGAUAUAAUAUGCAAACAACAUCAUCUUGAAUCACUGGAUAGACUCUUGAUGGAAAGCAAAGGGGAAAUGAAAAAGGAAAAUAUGAAGAAAGAUGAAGCUUUAAAAGCAUUACAGAACCAAGUAUCUGAAGAAACAAUCAAGGUUAGGCAACUAGAUUCAGCAUUGGAAAUUUGUAAGGAAGAACUUGUCUUGCAUUUGAAUCAAUUGGAAGGAAAUAAGGAAAAGUUUGAAAAACAGUUAAAGAAGAAAUCUGAAGAGGUAUAUUGUUUACAGAAAGAGCUAAAGAUAAAAAAUCACAGUCUUCAAGAGACUUCUGAGCAAAACGUUAUUCUACAGCAUACUCUUCAGCAACAGCAGCAAAUGUUACAACAAGAGACAAUUAGAAAUGGAGAGCUAGAAGAUACUCAAACUAAACUUGAAAAACAGGUGUCAAAACUGGAACAAGAACUUCAAAAACAAAGGGAAAGUUCAGCUGAAAAGUUGAGAAAAAUGGAGGAGAAAUGUGAAUCAGCUGCACAUGAAGCAGAUUUGAAAAGGCAAAAAGUGAUUGAGCUUACUGGCACUGCCAGGCAAGUAAAGAUUGAGAUGGAUCAGUACAAAGAAGAGCUGUCUAAAAUGGAAAAGGAAAUAAUGCACCUAAAACGAGAUGGAGAAAAUAAAGCAAUGCACCUCUCUCAAUUAGAUAUGAUCUUAGAUCAGACAAAGACAGAGCUAGAAAAGAAAACAAAUGCUGUAAAGGAGUUAGAAAAGUUACAGCACAGUACUGAAACUGAACUAACAGAAGCCUUGCAAAAACGGGAAGUACUUGAGACUGAACUACAAAAUGCUCAUGGAGAAUUAAAAAGUACUUUAAGACAACUCCAGGAAUUGAGAGAUGUACUACAGAAGGCUCAAUUAUCAUUAGAGGAAAAAUACACUACUAUAAAGGAUCUCACAGCUGAACUUAGAGAAUGCAAGAUGGAGAUUGAAGACAAAAAGCAGGAGCUCCUUGAAAUGGAUCAGGCACUUAAAGAGAGAAAUUGGGAACUAAAGCAAAGAGCAGCUCAGGUUACACAUUUGGAUAUGACUAUUCGUGAGCACAGAGGAGAAAUGGAACAAAAAAUAAUUAAAUUAGAAGGUACUCUGGAGAAAUCAGAAUUGGAACUUAAAGAAUGUAACAAACAGAUAGAAAGUCUGAAUGACAAAUUACAAAAUGCUAAAGAAGAGCUUCGAGAAAAAGAGUUUAUAAUGCUACAAAAUGAACAGGAGAUAAGUCAACUGAAAAAAGAAAUUGAAAGAACACAACAAAGGAUGAAAGAAAUGGAGAGUGUUAUGAAAGAGCAAGAACAGUACAUUGCCACUCAGUACAAGGAGGCCAUAGAUUUGGGGCAAGAAUUGAGGCUGACCCGGGAGCAGGUGCAGAACUCUCAUACAGAAUUGGCAGAGGCUCGUCAUCAGCAAGUCCAAGCACAGAGAGAAAUAGAAAGGCUCUCUAGUGAACUGGAGGAUAUGAAGCAACUCUCUAAAGAGAAAGAUGCUCAUGGAAACCAUUUAGCUGAAGAACUGGGGGCUUCUAAAGUACGUGAAGCUCAUUUAGAAGCAAGAAUGCAAGCAGAAAUCAAGAAAUUGUCAGCAGAAGUAGAAUCUCUCAAAGAAGCUUAUCAUAUGGAGAUGAUUUCACAUCAAGAGAACCAUGCAAAGUGGAAGAUUUCUGCUGACUCUCAAAAGUCUUCUGUUCAGCAACUAAACGAACAGUUAGAGAAGGCAAAACUGGAAUUAGAAGAAGCUCAGGAUACUGUAAGCAAUUUGCAUCAACAAGUCCAAGAUAGGAAUGAAGUAAUUGAAGCUGCAAAUGAAGCAUUACUUACUAAAGAAUCAGAAUUAACCAGAUUACAGGCCAAAAUUUCUGGACAUGAAAAGGCAGAAGACAUCAAGUUUCUGCCAGCCCCAUUUACAUCUCCAACAGAAAUUAUGCCUGAUGUUCAAGAUCCAAAAUUUGCUAAAUGUUUUCACACAUCUUUUUCCAAGUGUACAAAAUUACGUCGCUCUAUUAGUGCCAGUGAUCUUACUUUCAAAACUCAUGGUGAUGAAGAUCUUUCUGAAGAAUUACUACAGGACUUAAAGAAAAUGCAAUUAGAACAGCCUUCAACAUUAGAAGAAAGCCAUAAGAAUCUGACUUACACCCAGCCAGACUCAUUUAAACCUCUCACAUAUAACCUAGAAGAUGAUAGUUCUGAGAAUAAUGACUUUAACACGCUUAGUGGGAUGCUAAGAUACAUAAACAAAGAAGUAAGACUAUUAAAAAAGUCUUCUAUGCAAACAGGUGCUGGUUUAAAUCAGGCCUCACAUAUUUAUUACUGAACCCAGCCAACCAACGCGUUCAUAACAGAUGCAGAGAGAAAAAAUAUAUUCCCAACAAAACAUGUCAAACUCUCCAGAUAGUGGUGACAUUUUCAGCCUGAUAUGGUAACAUGAUUGUGACCUUCAGACAGCAUAAAUAUGUGUGCCAUCUCAUGUGCAAUUCCUUAUAGACCCAGCUUGGUUCUUCUCCAUUGUCUCCUUUUGGUUUUAUUUUAUUAAUAAAAUCCUGAUUUUAUUACCA
Messenger RNA from Pan troglodytes (chimpanzee), 6399 nucleotides. It is a transcript of the gene CCDC18, whose product is annotated as coiled-coil domain containing 18. Bases 1785 to 6158 code for a protein of 1457 amino acids. The transcript has 29 exons. The record is from RefSeq and is a predicted model, not a curated record. Lineage: Eukaryota; Metazoa; Chordata; Mammalia; Primates; Hominidae.